Molecule: messenger RNA, 1683 nt
Organism: Labeo rohita (rohu)
Lineage: Eukaryota; Metazoa; Chordata; Actinopteri; Cypriniformes; Cyprinidae
Gene: idh3a
Product: isocitrate dehydrogenase (NAD(+)) 3 catalytic subunit alpha
Exons: 12
Coding region: 57-1217 (386 amino acids)
Biological process (GO): tricarboxylic acid cycle; isocitrate metabolic process
Cellular component (GO): mitochondrion
Molecular function (GO): magnesium ion binding; NAD binding; isocitrate dehydrogenase (NAD+) activity
Source: RefSeq, a predicted model, not a curated record
UGAGACACCGGAUAGCUGCAUUGAGUUAGUAGUCGCCAGAGCACGAUUAGCACAGGAUGGCUGGAAACGCGUGGAGGUCAACGCUCAUAAAACUACUCGAGAGAUGUGGCGUGCGGAUAAAUGACGCGAGCAGGACUCCGGAAGUGUCCCGUGUAAUGGGAGCCAUAAAGACUCAAAGCCCACAGCCCAGAACCUUCUCCAGAGGGAUUCAAACUGUAACGUUAAUUCCUGGAGAUGGAAUCGGUCCAGAGAUCUCCACUGCAGUAAUGAAGAUAUUUGAAGCAGCUAAGGCCCCUAUUCAGUGGGAAGAGAGAAAUGUCACUGCCAUCAAAGGACCCGGUGGCAAGUGGAUGAUCCCUCCUGAGGCCAAAGAGUCAAUGGACAAACACAAAAUCGGGCUAAAAGGACCCCUGAAAACGCCAAUUGCUGCUGGACACCCAUCCAUGAACCUGCUGCUGAGAAAGACCUUCGACCUGUAUGCCAAUGUGCGUCCCUGCGUGUCAAUCGAAGGCUAUAAGACACCUUACACCGAUGUGGAUCUGGUCACCAUCAGAGAAAACACAGAAGGAGAGUACAGUGGGAUUGAACAUGUGAUCGUAGAUGGAGUUGUGCAGAGUAUUAAACUGAUCACAGAGGAGGCCAGCAGACGCAUCGCUGAGUAUGCAUUUGAGUACGCCAGGAAUAACCAAAGAACCAGUGUCACCGCCGUUCACAAAGCCAACAUCAUGCGAAUGUCUGAUGGUCUGUUCCUGCGGAAGUGCAGAGAGGUUGCUGAGAAUUUCAAGGAUGUGAAAUUCACAGAGAUGUAUCUGGAUACAGUCUGUCUCAAUAUGGUGCAAGAUCCUUCUCAGUUUGAUGUACUUGUAAUGCCUAAUCUUUAUGGUGAUAUCUUGAGUGAUUUAUGUGCUGGAUUGAUUGGGGGUCUUGGAGUCACUCCCAGUGGAAACAUCGGAGCCAAUGGUGUUGCUAUAUUUGAAUCUGUACAUGGAACUGCCCCUGAUAUCGCAGGCAAAGACAUGGCGAACCCCACCGCCCUUUUGUUGAGUGCCGUCAUGAUGUUGCGCCACAUGGGACUGCAUGGGCAUGCUAAAAAGAUUGAGACCGCCUGCUACGACACGAUACGUGACAAGAAGGUUCUAACCAAAGACCUUGGUGGAAACUCUAAGUGCUCAGAGUUCACAGCUGACAUCUGCCGAAGAGUGCAGGACAUGGAUUGAGGCUUUUCUAGUGUCUAUGGAUCUGAUGUCUGAAGAACUAAUGGUCAAAAAAAUUAAUCUUCGUAUCAUUCUGAUAUCUGCGCACAAUUCUACUAAGUGUCUGCAUUUGUUUUUCCAGAACCGCAAAGCACUGUCUUAAAUUCCUGUCUUUCGGUGACUGUAUUUGUGAGCUGUUUUAAUCUGUCAAAAAGGAACUACAUAAUCCAAGAUCAACUGUAUUUAUUGACUGGAUUUUUCUCUGGUUUGAUGUGUUUUGCCAUUCUGCCAUGUGACAGGAAUAAUCUUGUCCAAAUAUAAGAGGCUUAAAUACAUAAAGGGUAUUUUGCAUUAUUUAGUCUUUUUGCUUUAAAGUGUGCUAAGUCCGUUAAAAAGUGAAUAUGUUUCACAUUUUUUAUGCUUAAGCUUUUACAUCAGCUAUGAACUUUGCAUUAUGGUUAACAAUUAAUAUAAUUCAAACAGCUCCUGA